Camponotus floridanus (Florida carpenter ant) is the source of this 1544-nucleotide messenger RNA. Its product is annotated as group XV phospholipase A2. NCBI's taxonomy places the organism in Eukaryota, Metazoa, Arthropoda, Insecta, Hymenoptera, Formicidae. The transcript is spliced from 7 exons. The record is from RefSeq and is a predicted model, not a curated record. Bases 235 to 1461 code for a protein of 408 amino acids. Gene Ontology annotation, biological process: lipid metabolic process.
UCCGAUUGGCUGUCAUCUAUCCUCGCUUCUAACGCAUGUGCACGAUAUCAGCUGAUUACACCGACUGAAACUGCGUAUAAACAAUAGCUUUACAGUCACAGUUGUCAAAUGAGUACCAUUUCGUUCUAAACAAGGAGAAAUACACGAAAAUUAUUCAGCAAGUUUAUCUGAAAAGUGUCAAAUAUUUUUAGAAUCUGUGUGUUUUCGGUUUUAAUAUUGUGGUUGUAACAAACAAUGCGCCUGGUAGUUCUCAUAAACACGAUAAUCGUUUUUUUAUUUUUUAUGCAACCGGUGAAACUUUGGCACAUUAAAACGAAACAAAUAUCACCCGUUAUUUUAGUUCCAGGUGAUGGCGGUAGUCAAAUCGAAGCAAAGAUUAAUAAGCCAUCAGUGGUGCAUUAUAUAUGUCAGAAAAUAUCCAAUGAUUAUUUCAGCCUAUGGUUGAAUAUGGAACUUCUUGUACCUCUCGUGAUUGACUGCUUUAUUGAUAACUUAAAGCUUAACUAUAACAAUGUGACGAGAACUACUAGCAAUCAGCCUGGAGUAGAUAUAAAAGUACCAGGUUGGGGCAAUCCAUUUGUAGUCGAGUAUAUAGAUCCCAGUAGAGCUUCACCAGGUUCAUAUUUCAGUGAUAUUGGAAAUAUGUUAGUAAAUGAUAUAGGAUAUGUCAGGAAUUUAUCGUUGCGCGGUGCACCUUAUGAUUUCCGAAAAGGGCCUAGCGAAAAUGAAGAAUUCUUUGCCAAAUUAAAAACUUUAGUUGAGGAAACAUAUGCAAUGAAUAAUAAUACACCAGUAACAUUAUUGGCUCAUAGCAUGGGUGGACCUAUGACUCUUAUAAUGUUACAACGUCAGAGUCAGGAAUGGAAAGAUAAAUAUAUAAAUUCUUUCAUCACUCUUAGUGCUGUGUGGGCAGGAUCUGUUAAAGCUAUCAAAGUAUUUGCCAUUGGUGAUGACUUAGGUGCAUAUUUUCUUCGUGAAAGUGUAUUAAGAACUGAACAGAUAACAAGUCCAAGUUUGGGAUGGUUAUUACCUUCAAAAUUAUUUUGGAAAGAAACAGAAAUUUUGAUACAAUCAAAUUUAAAGAAUUACACAUUGAAUGAUUUACAACAAUAUUUCAUAGACAUAAAUGUACCUAAUGCUUGGGAAUUCAGAAAAGACAAUGAGAAAUAUCAAUUAAAUUUUACAGCACCAGGUGUCGAAGUACAUUGUUUAUAUGGCAACAAAGUGCAGACUGUGGAAAAGUUGUAUUAUAAGCCAGGCAUAGCUAUAGAUGGCUAUCCUCAAUUAGUAUCUGGAGAUGGGGAUGGAACUGUAAAUAUAAGGAGUUUGGAAGCAUGUAUGCAUUGGCAGAAGUCACAAAAACAAAAAAUUUAUUAUCAAGAUUUUCCUGGAGUAGAUCAUACUAAUAUAUUAAGAAAUAACGAUACUUUAACAUAUAUCAAGAAAGUUUUAAAAGUUUAACAUGAUUAUAAUGUUGAUUUUUAUUAAUACUGAGGUACAUAGAAAAGAUUGCAGCAAAUUAGAUAACAUUAAUAUUUUAACAU